Molecule: messenger RNA, 546 nt
Organism: Oikopleura dioica
Lineage: Eukaryota; Metazoa; Chordata; Appendicularia; Copelata; Oikopleuridae
Source: the annotation of a GenBank genome assembly
AUGGGGAAUUUCUUCUCGAAUAUCUUCAACAGCCUGUUUGGGCAGAAAGAACUUCGGAUUCUGAUUUUGGGUCUUGACGGCGCCGGAAAGACAACGAUCCUGUACCGCCUUCAGGUCGGCGAAGUCGUCACAACUAUUCCCACCAUUGGCUUCAAUGUAGAAACUGUAUCGUACAAAAAUUUAAAAUUUCAAGUUUGGGAUCUCGGAGGACAAACUUCAAUCAGACCUUACUGGAGAUGUUAUUAUUCAAAUACAGAUGCAAUUAUUUAUGUGGUGGAUUCAGUGGACAAGGAAAGAAUCGGAAUCUCGAAGAAUGAGAUGGUCUCGAUGUUGGAAGAAGAGGAACUCAAGAAAGCAAUCUUAUUGGUCUUUGCGAACAAACAAGAUAUGGAAGGUGCGAUGUCUCCAACAGAAGUAGCGAAAGAAUUAGGUUUAGCUGCGCUAAGGGAAAGAAAAUGGCAAAUCUUCAAGACAUCCGCCGUGAAGGGCACUGGGCUCGACGAGGCAAUGGAGUGGCUCGUAGAAGCGCUCAAAUCGCGACAGUAG